Mandrillus leucophaeus (drill) is the source of this 978-nucleotide messenger RNA. It is a transcript of the gene TSPAN10, whose product is annotated as tetraspanin 10. The transcript is spliced from 4 exons. Bases 103 to 978 code for a protein of 291 amino acids. Gene Ontology annotation, cellular component: membrane. The record is from RefSeq and is a predicted model, not a curated record. NCBI's taxonomy places the organism in Eukaryota, Metazoa, Chordata, Mammalia, Primates, Cercopithecidae.
GCCCAAGGCCACGGUCAGGACCAGCCCAGCAGCCCAGCCGCAGAGGAGCCAGCGAACCUCUCCCGGCGCCUGUGCUGGGGGCUUUCUGUUCCAGCAUCAGGGAUGGAGGAAGGGGAGAGGAGCCCCUUACUGUCCCAGGAAACUGCAGGCCAGAAGCCCCUCUCUGUGCACAGUCCACCCACCGCAGGCUGUCUAGAUCCAGUGCCCUGGGAGGACCAGGCGGACGCCUGGGGCUGCAGCUGCUGUCCCCCAGAGACCAAGCGCCAGGCCUUGAGGGGCACCCCCGGGAAAGGACCAGCCCCUUCCCUGUCCAUAGGAAGCAGCUGUAUCAAGUAUCUGAUCUUCUUCUCCAACUUCCUCUUCUCCCUGCUGGGGCUGCUGGCCCUGGCCAUCGGGCUCUGGGGCCUGGCCGUCAAGGGGUCUCUGGGAAGUGAUCUCGGGGGGCCCCUGCCCGUAGACCCCAUGCUGGGGCUGGCACUGGGGGGGCUGGUAGUCAGCACAGUGAGCCUGGCUGGCUGCCUGGGCGCCCUCUGUGAGAACACCUGCCUGUUACAUGGCUUCUCCGGGGGCAUCCUCGCCUUCCUGGUGCUUGAGGCCCUGGCGGGGGCCCUGGUGGUGGCCCUCUGGGGCCCGCUGCAAGACAGCCUGGAGCACACCCUGCGUGUGGCCAUCGUUCACUACCAGGACGACGCAGACCUGCGCUUCCUUCUCGACCAAGUCCAGCUCGGGCUGAAGUGCUGCGGGGCUGCCUCCUACCAGGACUGGCAGCAGAACCUGUACUUUAACUGCAGCUCCCCCGGGGUGCAGGCCUGCAGCCUUCCUGCCUCCUGCUGCAUCGACCCCCGAGAAGAUGGAGCCUCUGUCAACGACCAGUGCGGCUUCGGGGUCCUGGGCCUGGAUGCGGACGCAGCUCAGAGAGUGGUGCACCUGGAGGGCUGCGGCCCGCCGCUGCGGCGGGCCACCAGCAAGGCUCAGUGA